Salarias fasciatus (jewelled blenny) is the source of this 1434-nucleotide messenger RNA. It is a transcript of the gene gjc2, whose product is annotated as gap junction protein gamma 2. Lineage: Eukaryota; Metazoa; Chordata; Actinopteri; Blenniiformes; Blenniidae. The transcript is spliced from 2 exons. The coding region runs from base 115 to 1362 and encodes 415 amino acids. The record is from RefSeq and is a predicted model, not a curated record. Gene Ontology annotation, biological process: cell-cell signaling. Gene Ontology annotation, molecular function: gap junction channel activity. Gene Ontology annotation, cellular component: connexin complex.
CCAGCUUGUGAGCGUGAGCAGUGAGACCAUGUGUCUGGACGGCGGCCCAGGAGAGCCCAGGACUAGACUUCGUCCACCUGCACAGGUUUACGUUGAAAAGCUUGUCAGAGCAUCAUGAGCUGGAGCUUCCUCACUCGCCUCCUGGAAGAAAUCCACAACCACUCCACCUUUGUGGGGAAAGUAUGGCUGACCGUCCUCAUCAUCUUCCGGAUUGUACUGACAGCGGUCGGAGGUGAGUCCAUCUACUCCGACGAACAGACCAAGUUCACCUGCAACACCAAGCAGCCGGGCUGCGACAAUGUGUGCUACGACGCCUUCGCUCCGCUCUCGCACGUCCGCUUCUGGGUCUUCCAGAUCAUCAUGAUCUCCACCCCCUCCAUCAUGUACAUGGGAUACGCCAUCCACAAGAUUGCUCGCAGUUCAGAGGAGGACCGUCGGAGGCAGCAGAGACUGCGCAGGAAGCCGCCUCCUCACUCCAGGUGGCGGGACAGCCACCACCUGGAGGACGUCUUGGAGGACGACAAGGACGACGAGGCGGAGCCCAUGAUCUACGAGGACACGGCGGAGGUGCAGGAGAACAAACCCCAACCGGCGAGCAAAGACCCGCCCAAGCAUGACGGGCGCAGGAGGAUCAUGCAGGAGGGACUGAUGAGGAUCUACGUCCUGCAGCUCAUGUCUCGAGCUGUGUUCGAAGUGGCUUUCUUGGCAGGACAGUACCUACUGUAUGGAUUUCGGGUCAGUCCUUCGUACGUGUGCAACAGAGUGCCGUGUCCUCACAGGGUGGACUGCUUCAUCUCCAGGCCCACGGAGAAGACCAUCUUCCUCCUCAUCAUGUACGUGGUGAGCUGCCUCUGUCUGGUGCUCAACGUGUGCGAGAUGCUGCACUUGGGAAUUGGAACUUUUCGGGACACUCUGCGGAUGAAGAGGAACCACGGCCGACGGACGUCCUACGGAUACCCCUUCUCUCGCAACAUCCCCGCCUCUCCUCCCGGGUACAACCUGGUGAUGAAGACGGACAAGCCCGGCAGGAUCCCCAACAGCCUGAUGACCCACGAGCAGAACAUGGUGAACGUGGCCCAGGAGCAGCAGUGCACCAGCCCCGACGAGAACAUCCCAUCUGAGCUGGCCAGCCUGCACCGACACCUGCGGGUGGCGCAGGAGCAGCUGGACAUGGCUUUCCAAACAUACCAGACCAAACACACCCAGCAGACCUCCAGAGCCAGCAGCCCAGUGUCCGCAGGGACCGUUUCCGAGCAGAACCGGGUCAACACGGUCCAGGAGAAGCAGGGCGCCAGGCCCAAGUCCGCCACAGAGAAGGCGGCAACCAUCAUAAAGAAUGGAAAGACGUCGGUGUGGAUCUGAGAGAAACGAGCCGUGAUCUUUAUGGAGGAGAAACCUCAGCAGAGAACAACAAUCAGGACUCAGCAGGAUUGG